CAAGAGUGCUGGGCCAGAAAUGAUUUAGGGAGAUCUAGGGAGAAGAUUUAAAGCAGAGCUUGUCACAUUUGUCACAUGGAAUGGGUAAGUGUCUAUGCACUAAGCUAUAGUCCUAACCCCACUUGCUUGGGAGUAAACACUAAUGAAUUCAAUGCACCUUACUUCUGAGCAGACAUGGUUAGAACUGCAAUAUGAAUCACCAGCUGUGAAAGUUGGGUAAGACUAAACAAUGUAAAAAUGGAGAAGUUUAGAUUACCCAAGCCCCGAAAAAGGUGUGUUUCAUGUUUAUGAAUAAGAAAACGACAAAAGAGAACAUUCUGCUGCAUUCACACAUAACGCUAAGCUACACUUAACACAAACCAGGGCUUACAAAUCAAGAACAAACUAUGGCUCGCAAGUGUGGUUAAGACGCUGGGCUGGGUUUCGGGGCUCACAUUAAACCACAGUCUAGAAACCAAGUGGUGGGGGAAAUCAAAUAUUUGCCAAGAAAGUGUUGUCCAGGUGACCAACAACACUAGCUUUGCAAAGUGGCAGGAACUCCCAUAACAAAGAAAGAAAGAAAAGGUUUUGCAUCUGAUGGAUAAUUCUUCUUUGCAUUGCUGCAAAGCUUCUAAGAGUAUAAAAAGGAGCUGCAUCCCAUCUUUUUGCGGCUCCAGGGCUGACCAGAGGUGUGAUAACUAUCAAUUCCCAAAGAGAACAAUCAACAGUGGAGGCACAAACCACAAUUCCCAGAAUUCUAAGCAUCUGGGGGUGGUACAUACUUGAGAAAUGUGCUGUCCUCAAAGGACUGUAACUGGGAAACGAGUACAUAAACACACUUGCUACGAAAUGCAGACAGGAUGGCUUUGCCAAGGUAAGAUUAUUUUUGGCAGAAAACCCUUCCUUUGUAAUUUACCCCUUUAGAGCGUGUAUUUGAAAAACAAACGGGAAAGGAGCUGAAGCACAUGGAAUAAUUUAGUCAGAUGAUUUAGGGAGUGGCCACCUCGUUGUGUUGCCACAAGCAGAACAGGCUAUGAUCAACUAGUUUUGAAAGAAUUAAGCUGCAUGGUACAAAUAACCCACCGGCUCCCUGGAGUAAUGUGUUUAGGUUGGCAUUUAGCUUAAGGUUGGCAUAUUUCAAACAGUGAAAAUCUGGACAGAAAAUUGUUGAGCUUAUAUUGGCAAAGUUUUUGAUAUUUUCCUUGUUUUUGCCCAAAGUUGUUUCACAAAAAAUGCAGUUUCUGAUAUAUUUUUAUGGGAAACUGGCACUGCCAACAUAGGUUGCCAUACAUCCAGAUUUUCCAGGACAUUUCCCCAAUUUACGCCCGGAUGCAGUAUUCCAGACGUAUGACACUCCUAAUUUAGCUAUUCUUAUAGUUGAGAUACUCUCCCAUACCCACCCCCCAGUGUGUGUGUGUGAAUAGUUAACUUUUUGUUUUGUCCUUUUAAAGGAUGUGGGGCCUAAGACCCAGAUCUUACAACUGUGAGAGAUGUGGGAAUGACUUUGUCAGCCGCACAGCUCUGAGAUACCAUUUUCAAGCUAAACAUCUUGGGAGAGUUCACUGUGAAACUUGUGGCAAGGAGGUUUUGCGAGAGUGUCUUCUGCAGCAUGCAAAGGUAAGGUGGAACGUGUCAUCUUCCUCCUCCUUUGUUCAAGCAAAUAAAUGUGUGUUUUUUUGGGGGGGUAUCUUGGUUUCAUGUGGGAAAAAAUAGCGGUAUAUAAAUAUGAGAAGAUAAAUUAUUAUCCAUUUAUUUGUAAAAACAUUUAGUCUAUCACAAGUUCAUGUAGCAUAACAAGGCAGUGUACAGCAGCAUAUACAAUAAAAUAGAAAAUAUCAUAAAAAUAGUACAAAAUGAUUAAAAUGUCUGGCUGAUAAAAAUGUAAACAGUUGUAUACACCUGCCUACAUUAAGAAAGGCAAACCUAAAACCAGAUAUCAAAUAAAAAAAGGCAUUUUACUUUCUGCUAUACCAUUUUAAAGACUAGAAUACUAUCCACAUAUACUUCCUUGCUCCCAUCUGUAAUCUCUUUCCAGGCCCUGCAUCUCAGCUCAAUAUAUAUACAGUUCAUCUCUUCUCUUUAUUAACAGACUGAUCAUGAAAUGAUACUGACCAGCAAUCACAGAAGCUACUGGGAUAUGACUCGUAAGAGGAGAACAAAAUUUGUGGCCACGGAAACACUGACAUCCUGUAGGAUGUGCCCCAGGCAGUUUGGAACAGCCCAUGCCAGGGAGUACCAUGAGAAACAAGAGCAUCACUUCACUGCCAGCAAAAGAGGUAGCACUGCUGUUUUGAAGUGCUCGCAUUAUCAAGGACCACCCGAUUUUAAACCUUACUUUUUAAGAGCUUCUCCUCAUCCCUUCCUUUUCAGGCAAAAACUCGUAAUUCACCUUGAUUUCUCUCUUGUAUAGCUCAAAUGUCCACUGCAUUUAAACCUGAAAACAUAUUAGAGUACAAAACACCUGCGGAAUUAACGAAAUUUGUGGAAGCAAAACUCCGACCAAUCUCAAAUGCUGUAAGCUGGGGCUGUGCAUCAGAAGUUGAAAAGAUCAUUGAGUUCAUUGAAGAAGUGUUUCCAUUACCAAUUACAUAUGUUACGAAGGUACUGAUGAUGCCACAUUCUACUUGAGAUUGAUCACAGUAGUGUUGCACUUCCUGUAUCUAGUAUUUCAUGUCUAAGGACCUUUGCAAGCAGUUUUGUGUGUGUGUGUGUUUAUGCAAUAAAUGUGCAUUAGUUCCCUCUUUGUUGCACACAUCCCAUUUCCCUCAAGGUUAUCCUGCUGCGAGGAUAUGCUAUUGUAUAAGAAUUGAAAAUGCAAUAGUUUCCUGCUUGGGGGGAGUAUGCAAAUCUUCCCUUCAAAUACAGCAAUGGGCAGAGAAAUUUGGGGGCAUGAGGCAAAACAUUUAAAUAAAAAAAGGUGGUAUUUGACUAAGUCAGAGUAGGCCCAUUGCAAUCAAUGGACUUUGGUAAGUCAGGAUCUUAAGCUGCUUGGGGCUGCUUCAUCACUGAUAAUCUCUAUGUAAGGGAAAAGACAUAAGAAGUUAGCCAAGACCUAGUGACUUGCCAUGAAUAUGUCAGCUGAGAAUCUGAUAUGUACAUGCAUAUGCUGUAUUCAGGGCAAAGUAAACACUCACAUUGACAUAACGCAGCACAGCAGACUGUGUUGGUGUGUGUUAUCUCUAUGGAGGAAAGAUGUCAUGAGUGAAGCAGCUACUUGGCUUGCAACCCAAUACAAUUUAUGUUGGGAGCAUGGAUGGUUCUAAAGGAGGAUUAGACAAAUUUAUGGAGAGCAAGGCUAUGUCCUACCUUCGCUGACAGAGACAGUUUGUCUCUGAAUACCAGUGGCUGGGAAUUGCUGAAAGAGUGCUGUGGCAUUUGUGUCCAGCUUGCAGGCUUCCCAUAGGCCUUGUGAGAACAGAAUGCUGGGUGAGAUAGACCAUUGGCCUGAUCCAACAGGGUUGUCUAAUGUUCUUAUGAUAGGCCAUGUCCCAGGUGAACACCACUUUCAAGAACUUGCAUGGCUUAAUUGUCUUGUCCAGAGGUGGCAGAGGCUACGCAUGGCCCAGGAGGCAGAGUGUCCAACCAGUGGUUGGAGAUGAUAGGAAGAACCAGAAUUAAGGGAGAUGACAGUCCAUGAUGAUGAUAGGGGUCUGGAUUUCAGGAAAAACAAGAGGGUCAGAUACAUGGCAUGCAGGACCAUGGACAGAUCAUUGGGAGCAAGCAACUUGUUCUGAUGGAGUCCUAGCUCCAAAGGAAGAUUUAUAUCCUUAUGGGCCCAGGUUCCAUGCUACCCUCAAUCCAUAAGAAGUGGAGUGGAUAACUUUAAAGGACAGCUCUUGGGUUUGGAUUCAAGCACUUGUGUGUCUUUCCCUUACUUUCAUCUGUUCCAUGUAUGGGAAAAUGGGAGGUGGCUAACAUAAUGAGACUUGGUUCAUUUCGGGGUACGACAUGCACAGGAAGUAUUAUCACCCCAUCUGCAUUAUACAUUUAAAGCAGUAUCAUAGAGCUACAAUUCCCAGAGUUCCAUCAGAAGAGGGAGGGAAUGCUGAACCAUGCUGGUAGUUGUAUCUUUGUAAGGGGAACCUCCUAACAAUUCUAAGCGCAUUUAACAAAUUCCAGGAUUCCCUGAGGGAAGCCACGGCUGUUCAAACUGCAUGAUACUCCUUCUAACUGUGUGCUGCAGAUGGGGCCUAUUUCUAGGCGCUAUGGCACCAGGGUCUCAAGGUCCAGUUCCAGCGUUGAGAUCAGGGACUGGGUCUCACUCUUCUGCCCAAGUUGCAGUGGGUAAGACAGACUUAACUGCUCCUCUUCUGUAUCAAAGUCCUGUCUGAUGCUUGGAACCAGAGUCAUCACAUUAAUGAAUAUGUGAUAUGGCCUACAUUAUGGGAGCCAUUCAGAGUCAUCUGCUCCAUAAGCAGUGAAGCAGUGUCCUCCAUUUGUGAUCCAAAGUGAUGCAGAUUGCCUGGGUUGAACAGCUGACACAUGGCUAGUCUUGCUCUUCCUUGGGAACAUUGGUACUAGGUGGGUUAAAGUCAAGGACUAACCAACUUUCUGUUAAUAUCUUACGUAACAGGGCGGUUCAUAUAUAAAAGGAACUGAUGUGCAAGAUUCAUCUGAUGUGGACAUAGUUCUUUUUAGCGGUGCCUUUCAAAGUUUAGAAGACUGCCAAAGAAAAAUUCCCGAAGUACUAGAAGAGUUAGGGAAAAGACUAACUAAACCUUCCUGGAUCAACAGGUUUGGACUGAGAUUCUCCCUUCAUUUCCCCCAAUUAUUGUAAAGUCAUUAGCAUGCCACUGAUUAACAGUUAAAUUCUAACUAUGUCUACUCAGAAGUAAGCCCUAUGAAAUUCAAUAGGGCUUACUCCUAGGUAAGUAGAGGUAGAAUUAAAGCCUUAUUCUCCCCUUUCUUUUCUACUUAGGGUAAUAUUGCAGGAAAGGACACCAUUUUCCUUAAGGUUCUACUUUAAGUGUUAUAAAGAUCACCACGGCCACUUGUUUGACAUAAUGCCUUGUUAUGACAUGUUUGGGCCUACAUUAUCAGCAGGUAAGAGCUGGCUGGGGGGUAGUGUCUCCCACCCCCUCACUGUCCAAUAAUACUUAUGGAGAUCUACCUUUAUUGUAAUUCAGACUGCAACAAUAUUUCCAUUAGCCCGAAAUCUGUCCGAUUUGAUUUAAGAAAUGGAGACCAAGGGAGUGUCAUUAGCCUUAUCUCUUGUUUGGUGUUAACAGGUUUAAAAGAGGGCUUUUACCGCAAGCUCUACCACUGCAGUGACAGUGAUAAAAUCCAGCUGUACACUAUGGCCCUGCUGAAGCACCAAGUUGAGUUUGUCAAGGCGUCAACAGAGAGGGUGAAAGAUCUCAUACGUUUAAUGAAGCACUGGUUCAAAACUUCAUUUGCAACACCAGGAGAAGAAAACAAGUAGGUUGCUCGUAUCCAAGCACAACUAAACUCAUUUAUCAUCUCCUCCUCCUCCUCCUGCUGUUGCCAUUAAGCCCAGCAGUUCCCAAACUUUGUUCCCCAUGAACCACUUGAAAAUUGAUGAGGUUCUUGGCAGAACACUUAAUGGUUUUUCUGCCUGCUGUAGCAAUUGUAACGUACUGUGCCAGAUGCCCUAUGGCCACCUGAAUGAAGUUCACGGACCACUGCUGGACCACUGACCAUGGUUUGGGAGCCCUUUGAUUUAAACAAUUUAUACACAAGAAAUGCAAUGAAAAUAAAAAAAUUGGUUAAGGCUAUAGUAUCACAAUUCAGUUUAGAAUGCCUGCUGGAACAAAAAAUGUAAGUGUCUUCAGUAAGUGCCAGAAGUUCAACAGAGAGGGAGCCUGUCUGACCUGGUUGGGCACAUAAUACAGAAUGAAUAAUAAUAAUAAUAAUAAUAAUAAUAAUAAUAAUAAUAAUAAAUUUUAUUUAUACCCUGCCCUCCCCAGGCAAGACCGGGCUCAGUGAGGCUAACACCAGGUAAAAACAAUUGAUUAAAACACAACUUAAAAACAAGAUUAAGUACAACAUUAAAAUGCAGCCUCAUUUCAGUAAUGACUCCUGAUGGAUAUGAAUUGCCAUGGGAGACCACUAUCAGUUACUUCUCUGUAAAUCUCAAUAAUCCUGAACCCAAGUUGUUAAGGGCCUUGCAAAAUAACCCAAUAAUUUGGAUCCUGGCCUAGUAGAGUAUGGACAGCCAAUGCAAGCUUUUGAGCACUGGACCAGAUUUUUGCAUUGUUUCAACCUCUAGUGAGCGAGUGACCCACACAUUUGCAAAAAGAGAGAGCAUACAUACCAGGGGGGAAACAAUAUUUAAUCUACCAGUAUAUUUUCUUAGCUACUCCUGGCUUAUCAUUCUUUGCAAGGCAUGGAUAUUAAAUCAAACGGGAGGCCCAAAUUGGAUUUUGCUACUGUCUCUCCAGCCUUUAUUUGAUCUACAGCUUUUGUUUUUGACCGUUUCCUGUGGCGGCUCCUUCUGUGCAGCUGCUAAAUGUGUGCUGUGUGUGUGUUUAGGUUUCGCAGGCUCCCUUCCUCCUACGCUGUGGAACUCAUCACCAUCUAUGUAUGGGAGUUGGCUGGGAAACCAAUGUUUUUCAGCUAUGUACAGGGAAUGAGAGCUGUCCUGAAGCUUUUGGUUCAGUAUCAAGAAAUCUGUGCUGUAUGGCACAAACAUUACAGACCCAAUUUUCCAAUUUUCCAAAAGGUGUUUCUAAAGCAAACCAGGUGAGUAAGCCCAUUAUAUACUUGUCUGCCUCUUUAGUACAUGCUCCCAGCAGCUGAAAUUUAAUCUAGAGCUUCCACUGCUAGGAAAAGCUGAUUCCACCAACCUCUCCUUCCCAGAGCGGCAGCAAGGUGAUAUUGUGCCCCUGGCAGAACCGUCCAAAUUGCGCCCCCUAUGGACGUAUUAGUUAUUCUUUCCGCCUCCCUUCCCCUCCCCUCCCCCCAUUCACCCUCUAUUUAAAAGCUUUUCUUAUGAGGCAAUAAUUAAUUUUUUUAUUUCUAGACAUAUUUAUGGACAUAUUUUUUGACAAACCCCCCUCUCACCUGCGCCCUUGGCAGGGGCCCACCUCACCACCCCUUAGCUAUGGCCUUGCUCCUUCCCCAUCGGCAGCUUACCUCAGUGCAUCUUAGUCCCAGUCUCCAGGACCCUCUUCCUCCCCCCUCCCAUUGUCCUGCCAGUUCAUGACAUUGAAUAUUGCUUGCUGGUGCUGUUGUGGGGGGGGGGGCGCUUUCUUGUGGCUUUUUGCUUUUUGCAGGGCCUUUGAUUCUGUGAAGGCCAUUGCUUAUAAAUCAACCAGACUGCCCUGCUGCUUCCUUUGUCUUUUGAUGUUUGUUCCCUUACCAGAACAAGAGCAAUGUUGUACUUUGUUCUGGAAAAUGUCUAGUUCAUACUGCUGGAUAAUUCUCUCUCUCCACCCACACCCACACAGCUCCAGUUUUGUGUGUGGCUCCUGCCUUCAUUCCUGGACUUGCAAUUUCCCAUGGUUUUGGAUCUGUGCUUUCUUCACCCAAGAAAUGACAUCACUUCCUUUCAGCUGAUGCGUUCAGCUGAUGAAUCAUAGAAUCGUAGGUCGAGUUGGAAGGGACCCUGAUUAUCGUCUAGUCCGACCCCUUGCAGGUGCAGGAAUAUGCAGCUGUCCCAUACAGGGAUUGAACCUGCAACCUUGGUGUUAUCAACACCGGGUGAGCUAUCCAGCUCAAGAGGACUUGAAACAAUAGGCUCUGUGUGUGAAAACAGCAUUGCAUUUGAAUGUACUGUAAAAGAGGCACCUGGCUCUCAGCACUUCCUGUCUUUGUUCAUAUGGACAAUGCCUCUCUUCCUCCCGUAGGCCAUUUGUUUUGGAUCCUGCGAACCCAGCCUUUAACGUGUGCGAGAACAGCAAUGCCUGGGACGAAGUAGCUCAUGUGGCAAGGCAGAGCCUCCUUAAACCGCUCUUUAAUGGCAUCCAAGCAAAGGAGCCCUGGCUUUUUGCAGAGAACUGGUGAAACCAAACCUGGCCUCGCUUCCGGAAGAAUGGGCACCCAGUUUUCAGGUACUGCCAUGGGAAAAUGUCGGUGUUGAAACUGAAUGAAAACUUGAGAGAGAAAACGGUGAGUCGUGCACCUGCUGUGUGCAAUGAAACUGCCUCCUCUGUGGGAGGAGCUGUGGGAGAAGGUAAUCUGAAGAGGAGAAGGUGAUGAGGUAAAAGGGGGUGCUUAACCCUUCCUACAGCCAUCCAUUUUCCUCUGCUUCCUCUUCUCCCAACUUGCGUUUGCUCCCGUGGGGUUCCAGUCCCAUGUUUGCAAGAUAACUAUAGGUCUCAAACAUUGGCAAGGUUGAAAGCAGUUGGUGUGGGAAGUUUCAGAGGGGAGAGCAGCAGGUGGAGGUAAGAGGAAAGGUGAGUUCCUCUCUGGCAAACAUUUUAUCAGCCCCACUCAGAGAGAGAGAAAGGGCCUUUCAGGCUUCACCAAAAGCAGUCUCUCUUUGGCUGUUGACUGAAAUAUUCAGCAAAUAAAACUACGGUAACUUUCCCUUUCAAAAACAAAAAUCAGUGUUGGCCAGGUGUUGUUGUUUUUUUAAAACUUGAAGAAAAAAAAUGGUUGCAAUUUUAUGGUUCAGGAGGUCAAGGUUUUAAGAACUGCUGCCAAGAUUGGAAAAAGUCAAGAAUAUUUAGGAUAGAAGUAAAUAAGAAAUGUGCAUGAGUAGGGUUUUUUUUUGGGGGGGGGUUACUUCUCCAUUGACAUUCCAUAGCAUGUUUAAGCUUAGUGAUUUAAGCAUUACUUUCUUUCACGUGGACCAUAGAGAGAAGCAGCCUACUGUAAUGUUCGCAUACAAUAUGUGGAAUGCUCUCAAUAAGCACAUUUUUCCUGAAAUGUUUUCACAACAGUUUAUUUUACAAAAUGAUUGCCCAAAUUCAACACUUGAGUGAGAUCAAAUAAGAUACAGAAGAUGUGAGGCAGUGAAAUACUUUUUUAAAAUUAAUGGUUGAUUCUAAUUCUCAGUAUUAUAUUUCUUUGCCAUUUGCUGCAGCAGACCCAUGACAGCUAUAGAUGAAUCUUGAAAGAACAGCCUGGUUUUCUUUUUGCAACACAGUGUUGAUAACUCAUUGUCAAGGGCUCUUCAUAAUACGCACAGAGCAUUUUUUUCUAGAAAAAGAAGUGCUGGAACUUGUGGUUUUUUUGGUGGGGGACACCCCAUUGCACCGAUCGCCAUGCUACCUGCAGCCACCUGUUCCAGCUGGAAAAAAGGCCUGAAUAUGUGUAUCUGAUCUGCUUGCAAUGGAAAUUUCUGUAAGAGUCACAAGUGCACAACUAGCGGAAAGGAUUGGCUGCAUUGUGCUUGAUAAGCAGAGCAGUGUUUAUCAUGACAGUGGAAGAGAUAGCUUAGGUAGGCAUUGACAACAUCCAAUAAUUUGGUUCAAAUUUAGUAAGAUCUUCACCAAAUGCUGAAAAUCAUGACCAAAAUUGUAAGUCAUUAUUAUUAUUUACUUCCAAAGUACAGUUGAACUUUCUGAAAUUGUUGUUGUUGUUGUAUCAGGGAUGGGAAACCUUCAUCUCACUGGCCUAAUAGGUUCACCAAGCCUCCCCAAUUGGCACUUGGGGCCAUUUUGACUAAGCCACACCUGCCCAUCUUCCAUACAAUGUCUUAUAUAAUGUCAGGUGUGGGGCAAGUGAGAUCUCGCUCAGCUGAAAGGAUUUGCAGGCACUGGCGAUUUCUCAAAAACCUGGAACCCAGAACUUAAGCAUACAAUUUUGUGACUAAGUUGGUUGGUCCUCAGCUGCAGCAGCAGCACAGUCGUACCUUGGUUGCCAAAUGCCUUGGAACUUGUACAUUUUGGCUCCUGAACGACUGAAAACUGGAAGUGAGUGUUCCGGUUUCCAAAUGAUUUUCGGAAGCUGAAUGUGGCUUCCGAUUGGCUGCAGGACGGUCCUGCAGCCAAUUGGAACUCGUGCCUUGGUUUUCGAACGGUUCCGGGAGUCGAACGGACCCCCAGAACGCAUUCUGUUUGAGAACCAAGGUACAACUCUACUUCAUUCAGUGCCAUUAAACCCUGAAUCAUUCCUAAGCUGUUUUUCUCAUUCGCUAAGGAAGCUAGUAUGUGUAGUGAGCAAAACAAAUUAAACAUGGUUGUCUGUUUCCCUGCCAAGAAAUAAAAGCAAUUCAUUACAUUUACCCUGCAAAAGGGUUGAUUUCAUCACACAUAAAUAUUAUCAUUGAUGUUGUCAGUUGUUCUUUGAUGACAUUCUGAUGUUCAGAAACGCAGUAGCCCCACAUGUCUUACUACUGGGGCAUUGAAAACUGAAUGUGGCCCUGGGUACAGCCAGCCACUGCUUCCAGGUGCUGAUCAAAUAUAUUGUCAUCUUUUUCUCAUUUGCUGUAUUGAUACAGUACAAUGAGCAAAAAUAAUGAAAAGUUGAGAUUUGUGUUCCUAUCAGAAGCAAUGGGCUUACCAAUUGCAAAUCCUGGCCUAUUAUUUUAUUAUUAUUUUACUUACUACUCAUGUAAACAAGAAAAAAAAACUACACAGGUUUUGCUGUAGGUAAUGUAUUUGAUUAUCAGGACUCAAGUUAUUUUUCUAGAAGAAUGUCCGUGUUGGUCAUUUUUCAAGUAUAACAACUGGCUUUCUGCUUUUGUGUCAUAGAUUUCCCUAAGUUUAGAAGCCUAUUGUUGUCCCUUCAACCACUACUUUAAAUAACAAUAUAUAUAUAUAUCUAUCAACCGGCAGUUUUUGCUUAUUGCAGGGACAUUUCACUCCUUAUUUCUGUACAUCUCUCAGAUGUAUUAAUUCAAUUCACACACUAAACAAUUCCGCCACACUUACUUUGAUUAUACAACGCUAUUAAAUGAUUGCUGCUGUUCUUUAAGAAGUUACAAACCUAAGCUAUAUUUUUUUAUAAAAAUAAUAAUUCUAAAAAUCUUUCUUCGUCACGCAGAAUUUCACACUGUAAUGCAGCUUUAGUUGUUUCACAUGCAGUGAAACUGGAAGCAUGUGUGAGUAAUGCUUCUUCACGCAUUCUGUGAACUUGCACAUGAGAUGUGUGGAUUCCACAUGCACCUGGAACUCAUGCUGCUCACCUUGUGGGGGGGGGACUUGAGAGUUUCUGCUUUGUACAUUAUACAAUCAGCUAAAGGCAAGCUGUUGUUUCACAUUGAUCUGAAUGAUCCAGGAUUAGCUCAUUACAGACCAGCCUUGCAAACCUGUUUCAUACAAACGGCACUCUAGGCUGCCCUAGCGAUAGCCACUUAGGGCUAGACUCAUACGAUCAUCAUUUGAAGAGGCAGCGGCUUGAUCACUGUACAGCUGGCUCAGUGCUAAGCCCAGUAUUUCCUUUUUCUCUUUGUAAAACCGCAGCUCUUGUCCAGCUUUCCGGGUUUCUUCCAGCUCUCUAAGGGCCACUUGCAGCUCUUGCGAAAUAAUGCCCGGAGUUUCUUGCUCCUUCAUAAGCCAGUCCAGAGCCAUGUGACUUCUCAUCCUUUCAUCCAAACUGUACUGGGAAUAGUAGGAGAUCACUUCCUGUUGCCCGGCCCAAAAAAAUAAAGAGUUAGUAACAAAUACACCAUUGCUUUGAAGGAGAGCUGCAGGGACAGGGGAAUCACAUGUGACAACCAAUGUGUUCCUUUGGUUUCAGAUAGUACAUGGGUAGAUGAGUCUAAAAAGCCUGGGACACACAUUUUCAUGACCCUGUAGCAUAAGGGUACCAGAUUUUUUUCCAAUGAAUCCGGGGACUUCCUACAAAAUAGAUGGAUUUUGUCAGGGGACUGAUCUGUAAAUCCGGGGACUGUCUCCGGGAAACAGGGACGCCUGGUAACCUUACUGUAGAAGCUAUGGUGGUUUAUUUACCAGCCAUAAUGUAUUUAGUGCUAACUCUGAAUAUGUAUACUUGAUUCUGACCAAACUAAGCCUCUUGGAGCACAAUAUAUAUCAGGAGGCUCAGUUUGGUCAGAAUAGAGUAUACAUUUCCAGAGUUAACACUAAAUAUAUUACCUCUGAUACUUCUAGCCACCAUAGCUGCUAAAGGGCAGUGAAGAUUUGUGUCCUGGGCUUUUUAGACUUGUCUGCCCAUGUACUAUCUGAAACCAAAGGGGCACAUUGGUUGCCAGAUGUGAAAUAUGUCGGCCUUAUUUCCAGCUCUCCUUCCCUACUAUUGUAAAAUGCAACGGAUUCUAAAAUAAUGGGUUAGGUUGUGCUCUGGGAUCUUUCGCAAUUGACAUGGACAUUUCAGAACAGAUAUUGGAAACAUGUUUGACUGUGGAAGUCAAACAAAUAAAUUGUAGUUAAGGUAGCUUGAAGAAAUUCUAGUUGUGCAGGAGCCUGGAUGUCCAAAAGCAAGGGCUUGCCCUGCGCGAGCUGAACUGCUCUCUUGCCCCAUUACUAUUUGAAAUAAUAGAACCUGAAACCCAUAGCAAAUUUGGUUUUGUUAACCUGCUGCUCCAUCAUUCAUUCAUGCUUCUCUAUGUAACUAUCAGCUCAUCACUUGGGUUUAAGGACAUUUGAAGAGUCCUGCUGGGUCAGACCAAAGGCCCAUCUCAUCCAGCACUCUGUUCACACAGUGACCAAGCGAUGCUCAUGUGAAACCCACAAGCAGAACUCUCCCCACCUGCAAUUCCUGGCAAUUGGCAUUCAAAGGCAUCCUGCCUUUGUCUGUUUGUUAGAAGUGAGCAUAGUCCUUAAUCACUGGGUUAUUUAAAAGAGAUUAAUUUUGCAUGUAACUGAAUAUGCAGGUCUUAACAUUUAAAACAGACAACUCAUUACAUAAUUAUUUAAACGUUAAUUAUGCAAUUAUGAAAGUAUAUAAUUUUUUUAAUGCAGUGGUGUUCUUUUUAUUAAAAAAACCAUUAAUAUAUUUAUAAUACAAAUUACAUAAUUCUUUUUUAAAAAGAAUUAUGGGUUGCAUCCAGGGAAUUCAUCCUGUUAUCUCAAGCACUUCCACCUGUGCAACAGGACUUUCUCUUCCUCUCUUCUCCCCAUGUCUCUCUUCCUCCUCAACUGCUCUGGAAGGUUGGGAAAACCAUAGAACAGAUUUGGGGAGAAGGGACUCAGGAUGGGAAGUCCACUGUGUAGAUAGAAGUCCUUGUGCUAAUGGGACUUUUGGGAUACAACCCUAGGUUUGCACUUGUCCACUAAUGGAUCCCUUUAAACCUAGAACAUCCAUAAUGACAUUACAGUCUUUAAAGAGGAAUCUUAAUUUGUGGACACACUUAACUUUGGAGAUGUCUCAGACUCAAUGGGACUCACUGAGUGCCUAAAUUUAAAAAUCUCACCGAUUUCAAUUCCCAUCAAUGGCACCUAAGAAUGGACCAUGUCUAUAGAACAUAAGGAACAUACUGGGUAGAGGUGAUGUGAGUAUAGCUUUGCUGUUGGGGAUACGGGUGCACUAUUAGUGCUGUGUUACUCACUUGUCGAGAGCACUUUGUUUCACGCAAAGCUUUGAGGCUUCCAUUCCAGUGCAGCAGCUGAAAGACUAUCAUCAGUUCCUAUGGAAGAAAAACCAAUGGCUUCUGAUUGAACUGCUUCAAAACAGAAUCUCUCUUUCAGUAUGCGAAACAAUAAUGGGGAUUUGCUGUGGGAGAACUGGGUUAGAUUCAAAUGUGUUUUUCCAUCUUGAAAAGCAUCAUGGAAGGGCUGUUUUGGAACCUCGUGUUCCAGCCAUGGAACUAAUUCCUCCACCUGCACAGGAACUUUGUGUGAGUUCACAAGAAAGAGCCAUUAUCUAGUCUUUCUGUAUUGCCUUCAAGGUCAUUGCUCUAAUAUGUCUGAACUCUUUUGACUUUCUGAAACAUUAUUGAAUGCUUGUACGUGGAUUAGAGUGGAACCAAGUCUGAGUCACAGUAGAUCACUUGCCCUUCAAACAAAAAGCAAAACAAAACAAAAACCCGAUAUAUGCUGCUCCUUAAAUUAGUUGGAAUACUGACAUUUAUCAAGAGAGUAGCAUUAAUAACUAGAGAGAGAUUCUAAAGUAUGUAUUGAGACAAUUAUUUUGUCUAUUACUGGCAAUUAUUAGUUUACCAUUGCCUAUCUCUUUGUUAUUUUUUAAAUUAUAGAACAACUUUUGUAAUUGCAGUAUUAUAAAAGUAAAGUUAUUCAGUGCACCAUGGAAGUACCUGGAACAAUGAUUAUGCCCCUCUUUCUCUAUUAUCUUUUAUGGUUUUCUCGGUCAUUGUCCUAGGCAAAAGGAUGUAGAAAACAAUUUGGAAGAGUGGACCCAGAUAAGAAUUUAGACACUGCCUUCAUAGCAAUGGGGUUACAAUGGGGCAUGUGUAAGCAUCACCAUUUGUCUGAAAUGAGACUUAAAUUGGAAGGGGUCCAGUGUUUCACUUUAUGAGCAUUCUGUGUUGCAAACAUGCUGUCAUCUGUUCCAGAAAGGCACAAUCUUGCCUCCACUUGGAUAUUCUAUUGCUAUGUCAAACUUCCAUGGUCUGCCUUUCAUCAGACACAAGAAAAACAACCAUCAAAAGCAAAGCUGGUAUAGCUAUACUUGUAAAGGAAAUUUGUUCAUGGGGCAGAUUUUGAAAUAUGACUUGAAUAAUUUUUUUGGAACAUCAAGUAGUAUCAGCUCAGACUGCUUAGUUAGUUUUCCAGUACACAUUUAAAUCACUGUAAAGAUGAAUAAAGGGUAACUUCUCUCCAACUGGAAUCUAAUCUGGAAAACAGUGUACAAAGGGAAAAAGCCAAAUCAGAAUAUAUGGAAAAAGCAUGUGCACAUACACAGCCGCAAGCCUUAUUUAGUUACUUUUGCAAGUUCAUUUUUCAAUAUUCAGCUGAACAUUUUCAGAUGCUGCUUUCUGCCCUACUCUGUAUGAAUAGCAUAAAUGUUCAUGUUGGAAGAAAUGGAGGGAGGUACAAAACAUAAAUGAAGCCAUACGUUUUAUUGAGGCUGAGAUCCUUUUUUCAGUAAGUCAUAUACCCACUGAACACAGCAUACAGAUUGCGCUGCAAACCUUUAAAAAACUGGCUCGUCUGAAAGAAUUAAAUUGUACCUGAAAUUCCAGCAUUGUCUUCCCCAUAUUUGAUUCCAGCAUAUAAUGAUAGGCUCCAAUACUUGUGCUUGGGUCAUCAGCAUCAUUUAAAGUACCCUUUAACAAGAAGAAAGGAACUUUCUGAAUUACGUAAACACAUUCUUAGGUGGGGAAAAAUUUCCACAUCCUCAGAUUACAAAUUGGAUAUGUUCAGACAUCAGGCUAAACCAUAGUUUAGAAUUACAGAACAAGUUACAGUGAAUCUUGUGCAUUCUUCCUUCUCUCUCUUCUGGCACGGUCACAAGGAGGAAUUUGGAAAAUUUCUCUUCCAGUUUCAAUUAACCAUAGUUUAGCAAGUUUCUGAAGAAUCCUAAAUUAUGGAACUAAAUUAUGUUUUAACCAAAGCACAGUUUGCAUUAAGCACAGUUUGACAGGUUCAACUGACUGGACAGGUUGCAAUUAAUCUAAACCAGAAGCUCAUGUUUCCAGAUUCCUCCUUGUAGUUAUGCCAGAGUUGGGAGAAAGUUGGGAGCCUGAGUUUCACUCUAGCUCAUUCUCAUAAUGCUCAACUAUGAUUUAGCAUGUUGCCUGAACUAGGCCAUUUUCUACUACAAAAGCCAUAAUAAAAUCACAGUAUUUGAUGCUUCCCAUUACCACCAUCAUCUGGGAAGUGGAACACAACCAUUCACAAUAGCCUCUUUUCCUCCCUUCCUUUCGGCUACAGACCGGGGUAUAACAUUGAGACAUAAACAUCAUCACGGCUAGUUUUAAACCACAUAUAUUUCUAUGUGCAUUUUCCUAACAUAAAACAUGGUUUUCUCAAAUGUUCACAUCUUCCUUCAGUGAUGCUGAAAGAGGAUUUUCAACAACUGGAAUAUAAGGCGGUAACUUAUAACCACAACUGGGUGGUGUGAGCUAGUUGUGGUAGGUCUGGUUUGAGUUUGCCUCGGAGCAGCAGCAGAUCUUAACAACAACAAGAAUAUCCAUCCAACAAGAGAUUCUGUUUGGUGUCUUCACAGUCUUAGACCAGUUUACAAAACUAUAUAUUUAUUUAUUUACUUACUUGCUUAGUAAAUCUGUACCUAACAUUUUUGCAUGUAGUCCUCAAAGCAGUUCACAAAAUGAAUAAGAUACAAUGGAAGUGUUAAAAGCCCUACACUUAAAGCAAAACAAAACCAGCCAAGCAGAAACAGGCAUAUUGUGUAGUUGGCUUUUUUCACCUGCCCUUCUGUCUCUUGGAUUCUUUUCCACAGAGCAGCUGGUUUGAGAUGGAGAUGUUUAUGUGGUGAUGAAGGGGGCAGUCCAGCUGGGACAGUUUAGUUUAGUUUAUUAAAAUUUCUCAGACAACAUUUUCUAGAAGAGCACUCAAGGCAUCUCACAAUUAAAAUUUCCCUGGUUAAAAACAAAAGCGAGCAAACAACAAAUCCAUAAAAUAUUAAAUUCGCAUGAAGUCAUUAAACAAAAAACAAACAGUGCAUUCCAUUCCAUCAAUGGUCUGGAAGUAAAGGAACAUCUUAACCUGGCACCGAAAAUAUGAUAACAUGGGCAUCCAGGCAGCACGUCAUAGACAUAAGGGCCACUACAGUUGUCUCCACACUUACGUGGGGGUUAUAUUCUCAGCCCCCACGUGCAUAACUGAAAUUGCAUAAAAUGGGAGGCACCCAUUUUAAUAGGGAGGGCGAGCAGGGAGGAGAGAGAGAGAAUCUGAGACAUAGGAACUGCUGGAGCUGCUGAUGGAAGUCAUUCUGGGCCACUGCGAUGUGCACCUUCCCUCGCUUGGGGCUGCUGCCCCCAGCCUUCCCUCCAAUCCCUCCCAUCACAGCACGUGAGCAGCCAUACUGAAAAGGCCUUCUCCCUUGAAACCUCCAUCCCACCUUUUCACAGAGAGGUUCAUCAGGGGGUGCCUGAGAUGUUGACUCUCAGGGUACAGGCAUUCCAUCAAGUGUUACAAACAGGUGCUUGGUCGUCUUUGAAGGCUGUCAUUGUUGUUGAGGUUGCAGUUCAAUGCAGAAUAACUCUACACUUGGACUAGGUGUGGAGAUGAGCAGCUGUCCAGUUUUACAGCCAGCCUGGGGUGCAGUCAAGGGUCAAAGUGGAACUCAGACCCACCAAGAACCUGCUCAUCCUUCAAAAAGUUUGGAUCAUACUUGCAGAGCAGAUACUCGUGAUCCUCCAGAUAUCAUUGGACUCUUAACUCCCACCAGCUGCACUCAGGAUGGUUCGGGAUGAUGUAGCCCAGGCACACCUGUUGGGCCACAGGUUCCCCAUACCUGUUGUAGAUUCAAGUUACUGGAAUAUAUAAUAUUGCAUAUUCUCAUUUGGUAGGGCAACCCAUUAGCAUAGCACAGCCCUGUAGACGUGGAGGACUGAAGCUUUAGACACAGUGGUUUGUUGUUUUCCAUUCGGAGGGACAAUUUGUGAGUCAAAUGCUUAUAAUUCUUCUCAUAAUCCUUAACGUUCUAGAGAAGCUAUGCAGAGCUGAACACAACUCUGUACACAAGACAGUUUCUUUAGCAGAACUGUCAGCAAAUUUAUAGCUUUUGAAAUGCAGUAACAUUAACACACUGCUGCUGAAAUAUUUAUGCUGGCUUUUAAAUAUCCCAAGGGACAUCUGUCUAAAACUCUGCAAUUUUAAGCUUUUCGCCUUAGAAAAUUUCCAUUAAAAAUGAUGAAUUGCAUUAAAUGAACCUUCUUUUUGAAAUCAUUUCUAAAUAAAUCAUAGUCCAUUUUCCAAAAUGUAUGUAUGGGAUUGUCCCUCAAAAGGGCAUGAGACUCGUAAAGCUUGAAAAGAAAGGCAUCCUUUCAUCCACAAACCAGAUAUACCCCAGGCCUUCCCCACUGCUCUGCAAAUACACCAACAUUAUAAGCUCUCCUCCUCCCACCUCCCCAGAAUCUUAUAACUUUCAAUCAAAGAGGAACAGUUUCAAAUUGUGUGUCUCACACUGCUCUUAACCCUCUUCCCAAGUCGUUUCAAAUCUCCCGUUUGCUUAUCAGCAGUUCCUUCUGCACAGAUGGGAGGAUUUUGUUAAAUCUUCUGGAGUCUCAAGCCGCAAACGUCUUUCACUGAGCCAGCAUUUAAAAAAAGGAAAAAAAACUUUCAUGAAUUUUGCUCUACUUUUCAGUGGAUUAGCAACAUGCUUCUCCUGAUCUGUAUUUUCCCCCCUGCUGCCAAUGACUAAAAAUAUUGAAUCUGAGCAACUUGUAAGAAGCUGUAACACGCCUGCAAUAAGAUUACUGAUUUUUAACCAUUGCAAACGCCUAAUCCACAUGGACACGUUUUCAGCAUGAUAAUGGGGGAUAAAGGAGAAAUGACUUCCAUCCUCUCCCUCUAAGUGAUAUUUCAUUUGAAAUUCAGUGGGAAAUGGGGGAAACUUGGUUUGAAUCUAGGUUAUUAUAUCAUCCAGACUUCUCCAAACUGGUGCCCACCAAUGGCCUUCAGUUGUCUUUUAAAAGUAAAAUAGUUGUUUAUUGCCUUGGCAUCUGGUGGGAGGGCGUUCCACAGGGCAGGCGCCACUACCGAGAAGGCUCUCUGCCUGGUUCCCCGUAACCUCACUUCUCACAGUGAGGGAACCGCCAGAAGGCCCUCGGUGCUGGACCUCAGUGUCCGGGCUGGAUGAUGAGGUGGAGAUGCUCCUUCAGUGUAAUGGGUUUAGGGGUUGCUCGUGCGUAAGUUGCCGCCACUCCUGGCUAGGUUACCUGGUUAACCCUUUCUGACUGAACAGCCUCCAGCAUCGUGACUGUCUCAGUCGCUGGCAGAAUCCGUCAGUGGGCGUUUCUUAAACUUCUUCCAGCACAAAAGUUCCUUGACGCCAAGUCUCCUCCUACUCUCCCUGCGCAGAAGACUUCCGCGCAGGGAGGGUGUGGGCAGUGGAGUACCCGUACUCUCUCCGCUGGUCUCCGGCGAGGAGUCUUGGAGCCUCCUCCCCGAUUCCCCCAUCUGCCCCCCUUCUCUACUGGUGUUACGCUGAUUUCCUUUCCCAGCAGACGGGCUCCCUCUCUCCCUACUGGGACCCUCUCCGCCAUCCCUUUGGAGCCUUCCCUCCACUUCCAGCUCCGAUGGCAGUUCCCUGACAUUCAGGUAUACAGGACCGAGGCCGUUUAGGGCUUUAAAGGUCAGCACCACCACUUUGAAUUGUGCUCGGAAACGUACUGGGAGCCAAUGAAGAUCUUUCAGGACCGGUGUGAUAUGGUCUCAGCAGCCACUCCCAGUCACCAGUCUACCUGGCACAUUCUGGAUUAAUUGCAGUUUCCAAGUCACCUUCAAAGGUAGCCCCACAUAGAGCGCAUUGCAGUAGUCCAAGCGGGAGAUAACUAGAGCAUGCACCACUCUGGCGAGACAGUCUGCGGGCAGGUAGGGGCUCAGCCUGCGUACCAGAUGGAGCUGGUAAACAGCUGCCCUGGACACAGAAUUAACCCCUACAUCUGGUGAACUACAACCCCAACCUUCCAUUACUAUUGGCCAUGUUACAAGGGGCUGAUGGGAAAUGGCGUCAUUCAGCACCAGAAGGGCCACAGGUUCCCCACUUGCGCUUUAAAGUGCAGAGAGUGAUUAUAUACAGGGAUUAAUUGCACCUUAGACAGAUUUGGGGGAAGUUAAAAUAGAUGGCAUCUCUAGUUUCAAGAUGUUCAUACGUGCAGAUUUAAGAAACUUGAAACCUGGGCUGACAUUUACAGAGCAUCACGGGACUUUCUGAUAGGCUUUUAACUCGGUACAUUAAUUUCUGAUUAUUUGCAGAGCAAUCCCAAGGCUGUGAAUGCACUUAGCUUUUAAUAAAUCAAUAAUGUGGGUGAGGUACUGAAAAUAAGUUCCUCUCCAAUAGAAUUAGCUUGCAUUUACCUAGUGCUUCUGUGUCUAUAUAAAUACAUACAGCAAAUACUAUGCUACGCGUAGCGCAUACAAGGAAUCUGUAUCCAUUAGUAAAUGCAGAUGUUUCCCUGAAAGAACCCAGUAGCUGAGGACAAUCCACAGCAUCACCAAGCCAACCCACACAAACUGAAGCUAACCUCAAAUGCAGAUGUUAGCAGUCUGAUUCGGUUUCGGCAUGUUUAGCGACAAAAGUUCCUGCCAACUCAUUUCCUUGCCAGAGGCAGCAACAUAGUAGAGAAUAAAGGAUUGAAACAGAGAUGUGGGAAAGUGAAUGGAAAGACUAGGAUACUUUACAGCACUGGUUUAGUCUUGAAUACGGUUGCCAUAUUUCAAAAACCAGGACACCCCGAAAGUUGUUGAGUUUUGUUUUUUGUUUUACAAUCCCCCCCCCAAAAAAAACACAUGAUUUUUUGAUUGACUUGCCUAAGAUCCAGAUCACAUUUUGGAAAUUCCUCCCGGACGUCAAUUCCGCCUUUGAAAUCCCAGUAAUGGCAGCCCUAGUCUUGAAACCAUUGCUGGCUUCCCUUAUUAUUCAAUCCAAAAGUGAAUGUGGCCCUCAGGGAAAGUAGCAGGUUGCAAGUAGACUUUUCUGAUCUUUUAUCCGUAAUGACAUUGCUCUUAACUGAUACUCUGAAGAAUGUAUGAGUGAGGGUGAAGCGUGCAUAACUUUUCCUUUUAUUGAAUCAAUGUACUAUUGACUAGGGACGCGGGUGGCGCUGUGGGUUAAACCACAGAGCCUAGGACUUGCCGAUCAGAAGGUCGGCGGUUCGAAUCCCCGUGACGGGGUGAGCUCCUGUUGCUCGGUCCCUGCCCCUGCCAACCUAGCAGUCCGAAAGCACAUCAAAGUGCAAGUAGAAAAUUAGGUACUGUACCAGCGGGAAGGUAAACGGCGUUUCCGUGCGCUGCUCUGGUUCGCCACAAGCGGCUUAGUCAUGCUGGCCACAUGACCCAGAAGCUGUACGCUGGCUCCCUCGGCCAAUAAAGCGAGAUGAGCGCCGCAACCCCAGAGUCGGUCACGACUGGACCUAAUGGUCAGGGAUCCCUUUACCUUUACUAUUGAUUGGUGAGUCAACUUUUCCAGUUUCAUCUUGGAAAGGGGAACUAUGUCCAAGCUAUAUGCAAUGAGAUGCAUUUUCCUUUGAUACAGGCGCACUACCUCUAGGGGGCCGAGGUGUCUUCAUCCCCCUCAAUAUUUUGUUUGAAGUGAGGAGUCCAGUGUGCGUAGCACGCACGCGACAUCUCGCAUCACAGCUCCAGCACCCGGCUCCACUAGAGCGCUCAGGGUAGGAGAAGGACCACUGCUCAGUGGCAGAUCAUCUGCUUUGCAUGCAGAGGGUCCCAAUUUCGAUCCCAGGCAUCUUUAGGUUGGCUGGAGGAGAUCCCUGUCUGAAUUUCUGGAGAGCUGUUGCCAGCCAGUGUAAACAGUAUUGAGCUAGAUGGACCAGUAGUCUGAUUCUGUUUAAGGCAGCUUCCUAGGCUCCACUUUUGCUGAGCCCACUGCCGAGCAUGACUGUAUUCUUAGAAUCUGAAAAAACUAUCCUUACCCUGGACCUGCUACCCAGUUCAUCUCUUAUCUCCAGUCUUUCUGGAGAGAAGUUGAUAAUUGUUGGGAAAUGUAAGCGUAUGUCUUGUUAACUUCUCCUCCAAGCAUUAUGUGGUUACUAAAAACAUGGCCUAAUGGAUGGGGCCACCAUGACCUGCCGUCUAUUUGCAACAGGGUCUAAAAUAUUUUCCAUGUUGACUGAAGGUACUCAUGGUAUGUGCAGCCACGUAGACUAAUAGAACUUUAGGGAAAGGACGGACUCCCUGGUUGCAGGAAAUAUAAAGUUUAUCCACAUUUCUUGGGAGGGAGAUCAGCCCAGAUUAACCACUUCCCAGGAUCCUUGACCUCACCAUCAGCCAAGUGGACUCCACAUGUGAAGGAAAUGAAGGUCAAGAAAAGGCACAUGAUUCAUAGCAGCACUAGCCCAUCAAUGGAGAUACUCUUAUCUGGAAUCUUACAUUAAUUAUUGUCUUCCUGUUCUGCAGUUUACCAUAAAUGCAGCCAAUGACAGCAUACAAAGCCAUGGAAUUGAACUUACACUGGUGGAUGAAACAGCUUCCUGAACGCUCUCCAUAAUAAAUUCCUUUGUGAUCCUGCGACAAGGCAACUCAUUGAAGAGAGAAUUGAUUAGCGCCACUUUUGCCGCAUCUCGUCUUGCUUCGGCUCUGCUCAGGCAGCACUGAAAUAGAAGUAAAUGGUUGUAAGAGCUUUGCUGGAUGGGUUUGCCUCAACUGGUAAGAGAGAAGCAUCCAAACACCAUAGAACGCUUUGUCGUUUAUAAUGUGAUGAAUUGGAAUAUUUAUACCACCAUUCCUGAGAGAUGAGUCAUCCUGAAUUGGAUGCUCCCGCCCAAGUUUCUGUUGACUUUCCCCCCCUUUUGAUUCUACAACUCUCUUUCUUUUGUAUAGACUCAGAUUUUCCCCAAAUGUUCUUGUCCGCCUAUCUCAAAAAAUGCUAUAGCACAGUGGUGUAGUUAGGUAAUUUCAGACUGCGGACUUAAUGCAGGGGUUGCCAACAUGGUGGCCAGUGGCACAAUGAUACCCUUGAAGUCUGGCACCAAUGAAGCCUCUAAGUCCCUUUAUCUCAUCCCCUCUUGGCAUUAAGAUGGUGAGGGUGGUUAGUUUUUCUCCCAUGACCUGAAGAAAGUCUCAUGGACCAGACAGAAGGGCUGCAUUUGGCUUUCAGGCCCAAGGCUCCUCUCCCCUGGUUUACCAGGACCACCUUAACACAGCAACCCAUGGAGAGGAGCUCAUACUUAAUUUGCUCCUUCUGUGUCCUUUCAGCACCUUUUACGAGGUUUGGCUUAGCAUGUCAUCUGCACCCAGGAUUGUGGUUAAGGUAUUUCUUCCUUAACCACCAUCUGUAACCAUAGGUAAAACCUUGGCUACAGAAUUGAGCCUCACUGAGCUAAAAAAGCCAGGGAGAAGCAAAGCAGGUGUGAGCGAGCUCAUUCACACAUAGUUUGACUGACCAUGAUGUGCCAACAAGACCAAUGUAUUGGAUGCUUCAUAUCAUCUGCGGGACCCACCUUCUUCUUGGGUUAGAAUUCCACUCCUGGCUUCCCAGAAACAUGUGGGAACUCUUUGAGUUGUGAGAUAUGGGAUGCUGGAGUAGAUGGUCUGAUCCAUCAGGGCUAUUAUGUUCUGAAGGGACAUUAAACAUUUAUUGGGUUGGGCUGUGUUUAUUAUUCUUAGCUUGAAAAGAGUGGG
Molecule: messenger RNA, 23015 nt
Organism: Podarcis lilfordi (Lilford's wall lizard)
Lineage: Eukaryota; Metazoa; Chordata; Lepidosauria; Squamata; Lacertidae
Source: the annotation of a GenBank genome assembly